AUAAAAGGCAGAAAACCAGAAAAAAAGAGAAAGGAGCGUUCCUACCACGCGACCACCACGAGCCGCCUUUAAGUAGUCAAGUACUGGAACUCAACUGGUUCUCCAUUGCUCGUCGGUUUGCCCUUCGGACCGAACACGUACAAAAUAAAAAGCAAAGAGAAAUGCAGUCACUGCAGGAAAAGGCUUCCGAGUGGAGUGGCGUUGACCCUGCCGAUGCCUUUGCCAUUGAUGAUACGAAUUUGUUCCAGAAAUUGGGACUCCAAACCUUCAUCAACCUCUCCACCAAUUUUUACACCAGGGUGUACGAUGAUGAAGAGGAGUGGUUUCGAUCAAUAUUUGCUAAUUCCAAGAAAGAAGAAGCCAUUCAGAAUCAAUAUGAAUUCUUUGUGCAACGAAUGGGAGGGCCUCCUCUUUAUUCUCAGAGGAAAGGUCAUCCUGCAUUGAUCGGGCGUCACAGACCAUUUCCGGUUACGCAUCAAGCUGCGGAGAGAUGGUUGCAUCAUAUGGAAAAGGCAUUAGAGAGCACCCCAGACAUUGAUGCUGAUUCAAAAAUCAAAAUGAUGAAUUUUUUCAGGCACACUGCAUUCUUUCUUGUGGCUGGAGAUGAGUUGAAGAAUCAAAACCAAGGAGUUACAUGUAAGCAUGGGUCCAGCAAGCCAGCUGCAGUGUAAACCGUUUUAACAGGAAUUCCCCAUUCCUUUGUUGAGAGAAAACAUGGAUAUUGCCAUUCAUUAACCACUUAAUUAUGUAGUGUUGUAACUUAAAAACCCUUUUAUUAUGAAUAAAUCAUGAAUUUUUGACAUAA
This is a messenger RNA of Theobroma umbraticum, 805 nucleotides long. RefSeq names its product hemoglobin 3 (gene GLB3). Gene Ontology annotation, biological process: oxygen transport. Lineage: Eukaryota; Viridiplantae; Streptophyta; Magnoliopsida; Malvales; Malvaceae. Gene Ontology annotation, molecular function: heme binding; oxygen binding; oxygen carrier activity. The record is from RefSeq and is a predicted model, not a curated record.